Molecule: messenger RNA, 528 nt
Organism: Cyclopterus lumpus (lumpfish)
Lineage: Eukaryota; Metazoa; Chordata; Actinopteri; Perciformes; Cyclopteridae
Gene: crygmx
Product: crystallin, gamma MX
Exons: 3
Coding region: 1-528 (175 amino acids)
Biological process (GO): visual perception; lens development in camera-type eye
Molecular function (GO): structural constituent of eye lens
Source: RefSeq, a predicted model, not a curated record
AUGGGCAAGGUUAUCUUCUACGAAGACAAGAACUUCCAGGGCCGUCACUAUGAGUGCAACAGUGACUGUCCUGAGAUGCAAAACCACUUCAGCCGCUGUAACUCGAUAAAAGUGGAUAGCGGUUGCUGGGUGGCCUAUGAGAAGCCAAAUUAUGGCGGAUACCAGUACAUGCUGCAAAAGGGCGAGUACCCCGACUACCAGCGCUGGGCCGGCUUCAAUGACUGCAUCCGCUCCUGCCGUAUGGUGCCACCUUAUAAUGGGAACUACAGGAUGAAGAUCUUUGAGCGGUCUGACUUUGGGGGUCAGAAUCUGGAGCUAAUGGACGACUGCCCAGAUCUGAACGAGCGUUUCCACACCCGUGACAUCUCCUCUGUCAACGUCAUGGAGGGCUACUGGAUACUGCAUGAACACCCCAAUUACAGGGGGCGCCAGUUCUUCCUGCGUCCUGGAGAGUACAGGAGGCACAGCGAGUGGGGAAGCAACAGCCCCACCAUCGGCUCUAUGAGACGCAUCACUGAGCUCAACUGA